Messenger RNA from Plasmodium malariae, 5055 nucleotides. Its product is annotated as fork head domain protein, putative. The record is from RefSeq and is a predicted model, not a curated record. Gene Ontology annotation, molecular function: mRNA binding; protein binding. NCBI's taxonomy places the organism in Eukaryota, Apicomplexa, Aconoidasida, Haemosporida, Plasmodiidae. The coding region runs from base 1 to 5055 and encodes 1684 amino acids. Gene Ontology annotation, cellular component: nucleus. The transcript is spliced from 3 exons.
AUGAGUAAAGAUAAAUUUAUUAUCAUAAAUAAUUAUUUUGCUCCUAAAAGAAACUUCAAGGAAACGCUGUGUGCCCAAAUGAGUCCGAAUGAAUUAAAGGAUAUCGAUAGCCCUGUGGAUUCUGAUAAUGUGCUAGUAGAAAAAAUGAGAAACGAACAGGAACAAGGAACAGAAGGAAUGAAUGUCAAUGGGAUGACUCAAAAUGCAUUGGUUCUACAUAAAAUUGAAAAAAAUAAGAAGAAAGAUGAGAAAGAAGUAAAAUGUAGGGAAAAUAACAAGGGCGAAGAAAAGAAAGAAGGUAAACGUAAAAGACAAAGAAAAAGAUAUUUAAAGGUACCUAAAACUUGUGAUAACGAAGGUGAUCAGAAUAGGAUCAUUACUAAGAAGGUGCAGUCAGAUGAUUCUUCUUCGUGUAGCACAAGGACAAGUCAAAAUGGUACAUCAUCCAAUGAAGGGAAAUUUAACGAAGACAAAAGUGAUAAGAACAAAAAAAAUAAAAAAGAGGAUGAUGAUGAAUGGAUUGUAGUUGCUGAAAAAAAUUUAGGAUAUAAACGAGACUCAUGUGCUAAAAUAGCUUUAAGCGAUAGAAGAAAUUUAAACGCAGGAAGAACUACAGAUAGUGGAAGAUAUUUAAGCCCUAGAAGAACUUCAGACUUUAUGAGAGGUUCAUACAUUAGAUGUUUGUCCGUUAAAAGAAGUUCAUCUGUCAAGAAAAAUUCAUCUGCUGGGGAAAAUUCGUCUGCUAAGGGACAUUUGUUUAGUAAAAUAAAUUUGUGCGAUUCAUUAAAUAUGGCCUUUAAAAGAAUAUUUUUCUUUAGAAGAAAUAUGCCCCCAAUGAGAAGUUCUCCUCCUAAAAGAAGUCCAUCUGUUGGAAAAGAUUCUACUGUUGGAAAAGAUUCUGCUGUUGGAAAGGAUUCUGCUGUUGGAAAAGAUUCUGCUGUUGGAAAUAAUGCUGCUGUUGGAAAUAAUGCUGUUGUUGGAAAAGAUUCUGCUGUUGGAAAUAAUGCUGCUGCUGGAAAAGAUUCUGCUGUUGGAAGAGAUUCUGCUGUUGGAAAUAAUGCUGCUGUUGGAAAUAAUUCGACUAUCGAUAUAAAUUCGAUUCUUGAAAAAAAUGAGGACUUGGAAACAAAUUCUGCUGAUGAAAAAAAUUUGACUGUUGAAAAAAGCUCCUCAGAAGAAAUAAAUUCUGCUGCUGAAACAAAUAAGGCUUUAAAAACAAAUUCGUCUGCUGAAAAAAAUGAGGUUUUGGAAACAAAUUCUGCUGCUGAAAAAAAUGAGGUUUUGGAAACAAAUUCUGCUGCUGAAAAAAAUGAGGUUUUGGAAACAAAUUCUGCUGCUGAAAAAAAUGAGGUUUUGGAAACAAAUUCUGCUGCUGAAAAAAAUGAGGUUUUGGAAACAAAUUCGUCUGCUGAAAAAAAUGAGGUUUUGGAAACAAAUUCGUCUGCUGAAAAAAAUGAGGCUUUGGAAACAAAUUCGUCUGCUGAAAAAAAUUUGGCUCUUGAUAAAAGCUCGUGCGAUAAAGAAAUUUCAGAAGACAAAGUUCCUAAGGAAAAGAAAAAAGCCAUGAAAAAGAAAAGAAAAGCCCAAAAUAAAAAAGUCCUGGAAAAAAAAAAAGCCAAGAAACGAAAAAGAAAGGUGCAAGAUAAAAAAGUCCAGCAAAAGAAAAGACUUAAGCAAAAUAAGGAAAUUCAGCAACGUAAAGUAAUUCAGGAGUAUGAGUCAGUUCAGGUGAAUGAAUUAGUUCAGAAAUAUGAAGCAAUUCUGGAAUAUGAAGAAGUUCAGGAAAAUAAAGAUGUUCAGGAAAAUAAAAAAGUUCCGGAAUAUGAAGAAGUUCAGGAAGUUGAAGAAUUUCAGGAAGUUGAAGAAUUUCAGGAUUGUAAAGAAUUUAUGGAAUUUGAAGAAUUUCAUGAUUGUAAAGAAUUUCAAGAAUAUGAAGAAGUAAAGGUAGGUGAAGACGUUCAGUAUGACGAAUUUCAGAAAUGUGCAGAAGUUCCGAAAGGUAAAAUAACUACGAUAAAGAAAAAAAUUCAGAAAAGAACGAAAAAAACACAAAAAAAAAAAAAUUCCCAAAGUAAAAAAGGAUUACAAAAUAAAAAAGUUCUGAAAAAGCAGAGAACGCCUAUCAACAAAUUAAAUAAGAAUAACAAAAUAAUUUCUCGUAAUAAAAAAAAUUCACUUAAAAAAAGAAAUAACAAGGAAGAAAUAAAUGAAUCGGAUGCUAUUAAAUUAUUUGAUUUACCUAUUUCAUCUGAUGAAAGCAUUGUAUCUGGCGAUGCAUUAUCAGAUGUAAGUAUUUCAUCAGCGUUGAAUCUGGUAUCUGGAGUUAGCAGCAUAUCUGAUGAAAACUUGACAUUUGAAAAAAGCAUAGAUAUUAGUGAUUUUAUAUUUUGUGAUGACUUAGUCUCAUGUGUUGAAAGCUCUUUUUCGGAUAAAAGCACUUCAACAGAAGAAAGUACAGCAUUUGAAAAAAAUAGUUCAUUUAACGAAGGGAACUCAUGUGACAAUAGGAACUUAUUUAACGAAAGGAAUUCAUCUGACGAAAGUGAUUCACGUAACGAAGGAAUUUUACUCACAAAAAACACAUCAUCAAACAAAGGCUCCACAUCGGACAAGGGCUAUUCAUCUGACAAGAAAACCUCACCUGACGAGGAAAUCGCAUUUGACAAGGAGGAGGCAGUUGACAGAGAAACCGCAGUUGACGGAGAAACCGCAGUUGACAGAGAAACCGCAGUUGACGGAGAAACCGCAGUUGACAGAAAAACCACAGUUGACGGAAAAACCGCAGUUGACGGAGAAACCGCAGUUGACAGAGAAAUCACAGUUGACAAAGAGACCGCACAUGACAAAGAAACCAUAGUUAACAAAGAAGAAUUAGUUGACGUGAUAGCCGCAGUUGACUUAGAGGACGCAGUUAACAAAGAAAUAGAAGCUGACGUAGUAACCCCAGUUGACAAAGAAACUGUAGUUGAUCUAGAAACCGUAGUUAACAAAGAAAAAGUAGUUGAUGUGAAAGCUGCAGUUAACCAAGAAGUCUCAAUUGAUCAAGAAGCUGCAGUUGACAUAGAAACUUCUGUUGACAAAGGAACUUCUGUUGACAAAGGAACAGCAACUGACGUAGUAACAACAACUGACGUAGUAACCCCAGUUGACAUAGAAACUUCUGUUGACAAAGGAACAGCAACUGACGUAGUAACAACAACUGACGUAGUAACCCCAGUUGAUAAAGGUACAGUAACUGACAUAGUAACGCCAGUUGAUAAAGGUACAGCAACUGACGUAGUAACCUCAGUUGACACAGAAUCCGCAGCUGAUAGAGAAACUUCACGUGAAAGAGAAACCACAGUUGACAAAGAUACUUCAUCUGACAAAGACACUAAGUUUAAAAAAAAAGUUACAUUUGGUGGAGUAUACUUCUUAGAUUGGGAAACAAAAUAUGAUAAACUUCUGCUAGAAUAUUAUAGUGCGUAUGAAGAAAGAAAACGUAAGUCUUCAAAAACUAAUUUAAAAAAAACAGAGAACAAUGAAAGAAAAGUUGUAGCGAAAAAAACUCAUGCACAAAUGAGAGACAGAAAAAAAGUUGAUUCUCAAAAAAAAGGAACUAACCAAGCAAAUGAAAAAAAUGAAAUGGAAAAAACAAAAAAUCAUAAUAACGACGAGAGAGCUAAGGAAACAAAUGAAUUAUCUGUAGACAUACGCAAGAAUGAUAAGGAUGACUUACAAAGUGGAAGAAGUAACUCGAGCCACAGAAAUAAAGAGAGAGAGGGAAUACAUAAAAAGGAAGAAAUGCGAGAAAGAGAAGAAAAAGAAGAAAAACAAAAAAAUACACAAAAAGAGAACAAAACUGAAACAUAUUCAUAUCACGGAAAGUAUAAAACAUACAAAGUGAGUGACAAAAAUGCACCAUACAAAGGAUAUGAAAUAUCCGAUGAACAUGAAAAACGUGAAAGUGAUUCAAACAAAGAUGAUGAAGAUUAUCACUUAAUAAUGAACAGGGAAAGUAUAGGAUAUAAUACCAGCGCACCCAGUGAAACUAAAAAGUAUCCCGAAGAUAAUUCAUGGCAAAGGAAUAAAAGAAAAUAUAGAAACUCUGAUGAUAAUGAAGAAGAUUAUAUAAAAAAGAAAAAAAAUUAUGAAAAGUUAAUAUAUAAGGAUAACAGUUCAAAUAUGGAGGGGAAAGAAAGAAUGAAAAGUCUAAAAGAAGAUUCAGCAUAUGAACGUACAAAGAGUUUAGGUCGGGAAUUAAGAUAUAAAGACUCGGAUAAAAAUUUAAUGACAAAAAGGUGCAGUAGAAAAAUGAGAGAAUCUGAACGUUUUAGCGAAUAUAAGCAUGGUGAUAUUGUCAAUGUUGAUGAACGUUCCUGUGGACACAAGCAUGAGAAUUAUGAUGAAUAUGACAAUCAUUAUAAUAAUAACAAAGAUAUUGGUGGAAAAGAUAACUACGUUAAUAAGGAGGGUCGUUCUGAGAAGGUUUACCCAAGAGACAAUGAGAAAAAUAGCUAUACAAACAUCGAAAUACGGAAAGGAAAUUUAGAAAAUGAACACCAAAAAAAUGCUGAAGAAGAGGGAAUUGAAAAGGACGAAGAAGGAAAAGCUCCAUAUAAAAAUGAGUCUAAGGAGGAGCAAAAUUUUAAUCCAUCUGGUUUAUUAGCUCAGCAGAAGAAUUACAAAAAUGGGGUUGAACUGAGAUAUACCGAAGGUAUAGACUCGGAAAGACCAGACAAAAAAUGGAGAUUGUACGUCUUUUUGAAUACAGAGUCGAAAGAACCAGAGGAUAUAUUAUACAUACACAGAAAGUCUUGUUAUUUAUUUGGAAAGGACCCAUUAGUUGCGGAUAUAUUAUUUGCUAAUGAUACUGUAUCUAAACAACAUGCAGUUAUUCAAUUUAAGAAGCGCCAAAAUAGGGUCGUGCCUUUUCUCCUUGAUCUUAAUAGCACAAACGGAACCUUUUUAAACAACAUAAAUAUUGAGCCGAAUAAGUUCUACGAAUUGAAAGUUACCGACGUGUUGAGAUUUGGGUGUUCAGGCCGCGAAUUUGUCCUACUUCAGGAAGACUAG